Messenger RNA from Suncus etruscus (white-toothed pygmy shrew), 10017 nucleotides. It is a transcript of the gene PRRC2C, whose product is annotated as proline rich coiled-coil 2C. The record is from RefSeq and is a predicted model, not a curated record. NCBI's taxonomy places the organism in Eukaryota, Metazoa, Chordata, Mammalia, Eulipotyphla, Soricidae. The coding region runs from base 223 to 8733 and encodes 2836 amino acids. The transcript is spliced from 35 exons. Gene Ontology annotation, biological process: cell differentiation.
UGGCCGUUUGGGGGAUCCUCUUCGUUUCGGGCUCCCCGGUCAGGCGGCCCGGCCCGCCGGACUUCCCCUGGCGCCUCGAGGCUCCCGCCCCGGCAGCGGAGCCCCCCACCCCGAAGUGCGCACACGCGCGCCGCCCGAGAGAACGCGCUCCGGCCGGUACAUCUAAGGACUGGUUUUAAGGGACGUGGCUGGAGGUUUUGGACUCGAUGAGUUUCCACCGAAAUGUCGGAGAAGUCAGGCCAGAGCACAAAAGCAAAGGAUGGGAAGAAGUAUGCGACACUAAGUUUGUUUAAUACGUACAAGGGGAAAUCCUUAGAGACCCAGAAAACCACCGUUGCAGCUCGACAUGGGUUACAGAGUCUUGGGAAAGUGGGUGUCUCACGGCGAAUGCCUCCACCUGCCAACCUGCCGAGCCUCAAAGCAGAAAACAAAGGCAAUGACCCAAAUGUGAACAUUGUUCCGAAAGAUGGCACUGGGUGGGCAUCAAAGCAGGAGCAGCAUGAAGAAGAAAAAACACCAGAAGCUCCACCAGCACAGCCAAAACCUGGGGUUGCAGCUCCCCCAGAAGUAGCGCCUGCUCCAAAAUCAUGGGCCAGUAACAAGCAAGGUGGGCAAGGAGAUGGAAUCCAGGUGAAUAGUCAUUUUCAGCAGGAAUUUCCCAGCCUUCAGGCAGCUGGGGAUCAGGAGAAAAAAGAGAAAGAAGCGAGUGAUGACAACUAUGGACCUGGCCCCAGUCUGCGCCCACCAAAUGUUACUUGUUGGAGGGACGGUGGUAAGUCUGCUGGCCCACCUUCAGCAUCUGAUCAAGAUGAAAAACUCACUGGCCAGGAGGAAAGUCUGUCUGGGCCUUCAGAACAAAGUGACAUCCUCAAAGUGGUGGAGAAGAGGAUUGCCUGCGGCCCUCCACAGGCCAAGCUUAAUGGUCAGCAGACUGGUUUGGCCCAGCACCGCGCUGCGCUGCCGCCCUAUGGAAGCCUGAUGUUUCAGCAGUAUCCAAAGAUGGCAUAUCCUCCACUCCAUGGUUCUUUGAGGUUCCCACCAUCUCUGUCUGAUGCAAACAAGAGCAUUCGAGGAAGAGGCCCACCUCCCUCCUGGGCUGUGGAGCCUGAGCGCCCAUCCAUCCUCAGUGCCUCUGAGUUGAAGGAGCUUGAUAAAUUUGACAACCUGGAUGCCGAGGCUGACGAGGGCUGGGCAGGUGCUCAGAUGGAAGUAGAUUACACAGAGCAGCUGAAUUUCAGUGAUGAUGACGAGCAAGGAAGCAGUAGCCCUAAGGAGAGUGGCAGUGAGGAACAAGGUUCAAAGGCUUCUGAAAACAGUGAAAGCCAGAAAGAAGCAGAUGAAACGUCUAAUACGAAAGCAUCUUCUCAAGCACUUGCUCAGCCUUCAGUAACAAAAGGUCCUCCUGGGAAAGGCCCUCCAUUCACUCAGGAGCGUGGUUCCUCGUCACACCUGUCACCGCCUCCCAAGUUGCUUGCACAGCAGCAUCCUCCUCCUCCAGACCGGCAGGCCGGACCCGGAAGGCCAGGUCCUUACCCCUCCAAGCAGCAAGUACCUGGUGAAGAUGAAAUAUGGAAACAAAGAAGACGACAACAGUCAGAACUCUCUGCAGCUGUAGAGCGUGCUCGGAAACGCCGCGAGGAGGAAGAGCGGAGGAUGGAAGAACAGCGGAAGGCGGCUUGUGCUGAGAAACUGAAGCGGCUAGAUGAAAAGCUGGGCAUUGUGGACAAGCAGCUGUCCUCAGAGGGGAUCCGGGACAGGGAACGGGACAAAGAACUGGAGAGGCAGCGAGAGAAGGAGCGGGAAAGGCAGCAGCAGGAGAAGGAGAAGGAACUGGAGAGGGAACAGGAAAGACAGCGGGAAGUAGAGAAGGAAAAAAGGCAAGAAAAAGAGAAAGAGUUUGAACAGCAGGAAAAGGAAAAAGAAGUGCAAAAAACAAAAGAACCGGAAAAGGAAUGUGAGUUGGAGAAGCAAAGGGAGGGCAUAGAGGAAAUAACUGAACAAAAAGAACUCACUUUGGAACCUACAGUAGAAAAAUCAGAAAAUGAGAACAACUGUAAAAAAGAGGAGGACCGUGCUGUCAGCCAACAGGAUAGUCACAGUGAGAAGGAGACGGCAUCCCUGGCCCCGGAGACAGAGCCAGAGCCAGGGGCCCAGCCUCGGCCCGCUGUGUUAUCUGGUUACUUCAAACAGUUUCAGAAAUCUUUGCCACCUCGCUUCCAGCGGCAGCAGGAGCAGAUGAAGCAGCAGCAGUGGCAGCAACAGCAGCAGCAGCAGCAGGCACUUCCGCAACCGGUUCCCUCUCAGCCAGCAGGGGGCACUGUGCCCCCACACAGACCUCUCUACCAGACAAUGCAGCCACACCCUCAGCAUCUAGCUUCCAUGGGUUUUGACCCACGGUGGCUUAUGAUGCAAUCGUACAUGGAUCCUCGAGUGAUGUCAGGGAGACCCGCUAUGGACAUGCCGCCCAUCCAUCCUGGAAUGAUGCCCCAGAAGCCACUGCUGAGACGAGAUCAGGUAGAAGGGUCCCCAAAUGGUGCUGAGUCAUUUGAACACAUGGCACGCUCAGCACGAGAUCGAAUUGUCUCCCUCUCUGAGCCUCGGACUAUGUGGAGUGCCGAGCCCCAGCAGGCCACUGCUUCUAAGGCCCCGGAAGAAACUGAAGAUGGAAGGCCUGAAGUGCCUCUGGAACCAGAGCAGAGGGCUGCUACUCCUGCUGCUGAACGAGGUCCCGCAGAGAUGCCUUCCAAAGCCAAGUUCAGCCGUGAGUCUGAGACAGAAGCUCGGGAGCUUCUAGGCAGAUCUGUGGAGGAUUUGAGGCCAUACCCAGUGGAGCCUACCGAUCAGCCUGCUGUUCCAGAUGUAUCUGACUCAAAGUCUGUCUCCACCCCAGAGGAACGGGCUCCAGCUGGGGAGAUCCAGCCUCCCCGGAAAAGGAGUGUUUCCCACGGGCCUAGCCAACCCCCAAAGCCUGAAGAGCAAAGAAGUGAGCCGCAGCCUAACAUUCCCAGAGCAGCUAGCAGAUGCCUUGAUGCAAAAGAACCAGCAGAGAGGCCAGAAGAAAAACCCAAGAAGGACAGCUACAUGCGAACUUUGGAAGGACCAAAACCAGAAAAACUGUAUAAACCCAAAUCAGAAACUCGGUGGGGCCCACGGCCAGGCUCUAACAGAAGAGACGAAGGGGGUGACCGACCAGUUAGGCGGUCAGGGCCCAUUAAAAAGCCCAUUCUACGAGACAUGAAGGAGGAACGCGAGCAGAGGAAGGAGAAGGAUGUAGAAAAGGUUGAGAAAGGCUCUGAGAAAGCUGCCAGGCCUGAGAAGAUGAUGGAGAAGAAAGACCCACUCCCGUCUGCCCUGCCUCCUGCUGCUGCGGUUCCACAGCCCCCAGCAGUUCCAGCAUCAGCCCAGCCAGAUCCCGAGAAACCUCCUCCUACAGAUGUGGUUUCUGCAUCUCCAAAGCCCUCUCCUGAGACAGAGAAGACCCCUGAAUCUGUGAGCAGUGCUGAGGCUCAGCCUGCAACCAAAAGUCUGAGCCAACCAGCAGCCACAGCCACAGCAGCCAAAGAAGAAAAAGCAGCUGGGAAAGUGAAUGGCAAAGAGCUGGUCCCAGAGAGACCACGCCCUGAUACUCGGCCUGUACUCAGAAAGGACUCAGCCUACCCCCCACGCACCUACUGGAAGGACACUCGUGAGAGGGACUGGUUCCCUGAGCAGGGCUACCGGGGUCGGGGCCGCGGCGAGUACUACUCCAGGGGCCGCAGCUAUCGAGGCUCCUAUGGGGGGCGUGGCCGGGGGGGCCGGGGCCACCCCCGAGAGUUUCCCCACUACAGGGACAAUAAGCCCAGGCCAGAGCCUGGGCCCCCAGGGCCUCUUAGGCCUCGUGAAGAAAGUGAGACACGGAGUGAGAGCUCUGAUUUUGAGGUCGUUCCCAAAAGGCGCCGCCAGCGUGGGUCUGAGACAGAUACCGACAGUGAUGUUCAUGAGAGCACCAGUGACAGGGACAGUGUUAGCAAAGGCAAAGUCCCCAGGAGAGAGGAGCGGCCUGAUGCCAAGAAGCCCCUGAAGCUGCCACCUGCCUUCAAGCCCGAGACUCAUGGGCGCCCCGAGAAUAGGCCUCUGGAGAAGCCCUAUGUGCGGGAUGAUGAGAAGCCCAAACCUGGCUUCCUGCCCAAAGGGGAGCCCACACGCAGGGGCCGUGGUGGCACCUUUAGGCGCGGGGGCCGGGACCCCGGGGGCCGUCCCACACGCCCCACCACCCUGCGCAGGCCUGCAUAUCGGGACAACCAGUGGAACCCCAGACACGUGGAGGUGCCGAAGACGGAGGAAGGGGAGCUGCUCCGGAGGCAUGAGCAGUUCACCCCCAUGCCAGCUGAUAAACGGCCUCCAAAGUUUGAGCGCAAGUUUGACCCUGCCAGAGAGAGGCCCCGCCGGCAGCGUCCUACCCGGCCUCCCAGGCAAGAUAAACCUCCUCGCUUCAGGCGACUGCGGGAGAGGGAGGCCGCCUCCAAAAGUAGCGAGGUGGCAGUGCCUGGCACCAGCCCUGCAGGCACCUCAGCUCCAGAACCUGUGAAUACGGUUGGGGAGACCUCUGGGAAUAAGACACCAGACUUGUCCAACCAGAACUCCUCCGACCAGGCAAAUGAGGAAUGGGAAACAGCGUCUGAGAGCAGCGAUUUCAAUGAGAGACGUGAGCGGGACGAGAAAAAGAAUAAUGCAGAUUUGAAUGUUCAGGUGGCUACCAAGGCCGGAGAGAGUGCCCUACCCACCAAGCGGGAGAUAGCCAAGAGAAGCUUCUCAAGCCAGAGGCCUGGCAUUGAUCGGCAGAACCGGCGUGGCAACGGUGGCCCACCCAAGUCAGGCCGGAAUUUCUCAGGUCCCAGGAAUGAGAGGAGAAGCGGCCCACCAGUUAAGGGUGGAAAGAGAGGGCCUGUGGAUGACCAUGUCACCAGCAUGUCCAGUACUGAUCCCUCCAAUGGCUCCUCCUCUGCACACCACCAGGAAGGGCCACCUAAUAGUGCAGGACAGAAGAGCUCCAAAGAGUCUGCGGGGAAAAAGAGGGAGGACCCCAAACCAGGCCCCAAAAAGCCCAAAGAGAAAGUCGAUGCACUGUCACAAUUUGAUCUCAACAAUUAUGCAAGUGUUGUGAUCAUUGAUGACCACCCUGAAGUGACGGUUGUUGAAGACCCCCAGUCAAAUCUUAAUGAUGAUGGCUUUACAGAAGUGGUGUCCAAAAAACAGCAGAAACGGUUACAGGAUGAGGAGCGCCGGAAAAAGGAAGAACAGAUCGUACAGGUCUGGAACAAAAAGAACACAAAUGAAAAAGGCAGAAGUCAGACUUCUAAGCUACCACCGAGAUUUGCCAAGAAACGGGCUACCGGGAGCCACCCAGCUCCAGCAGGGGCCUCUGCUCCUGCUCCUCCAUCCACCUCGCCCUCAGCCCUGGCUCCAGCGCCACUUCUCACAGCCUCCACAGCAGCCCCCGCCGCACUGCCUGCCCUUACCUCUCCUGCUACUACCCCCGUGCCUCCGGCCACCUCAGCCACGGCCGCACCCACAACUCCCUCAGUACCAGCUCCAACACCCAUCCUAGCUGCAGCUUCCCCACCAGCUCCAGUCUCUGUCCUGGCCACAGCCCCAGUACCUGUCCUUGCUUCUGCCCUUGCACCUGCCCUUGUACCAGCUUCACCUUCAAUCUCGGCCCCAACCAGUACAGCUCCAGCAGCCCCAUCCAGUUCAGCUCCUACUACCUCCACCUCCCCAACACCCUCUUCAGCCCCCACCUCUGGCCCUUUACCCAGCCCAGCUCCCCUGAUCCCAGCCCAGACUCCGGGACAGGCUCACAAGCCAGCCCAGAGCUCACUGCCAGCAGCAGCGCCUCCUGCAAAGCAGCCACCACCGUCCAUUCGCCUCCCUUCAGCUCAGGCCUCAAACGGCACAGACUUCGGAGCAUCAGGAAAACCUCUCCAGGCUCCACAGUCGCACAGCACUCUGGCUGCUGAGUUGUGGGACAACAAGGUGGCCCCUCCAGCCGUGUUGAAUGACAUUUCUAAGAAAUUAGGUCCCAUCAGCCCACCUCAGGCACCUUCAGUCAGCGCCUGGAAUAAACCCCUGACAUCAUUCACAUCAACGGCUUCAGCAGAGGGAACAAAGAAUGGUCCAGAAAGUGGAGUGGAAAUUGGAAUGGAUACAAUUCAGUUUGGUGCUCCAGCUUCAAAUGGGAAUGAAAACGAAAUUGUCCCUGUGCUUUCGGAAAAGACCAUGGACAAAAUCCCUGAACCUAAAGAACAGCGGCAGAAGCAGUCCCGGGCUGGCCCUAUUAAAGCCCAAAAGCUUCCAGAUUUGAGUCCUAUAGAAAACAAAGAACAUAAGCCUGGUCCUAUUGGAAAGGAGCGCUCGUUAAAAAAUAGAAAAGCAAAAGAUAUACAGCAGGUGGAGCCAGAUGGGCAGGAGAAGCCCAGCCCAGGUCCUGUCCGAACUGCUGACCCAGUGCUGACAAAAGAAACCAAAGCCACCCCAGAGAUGCCUGCGGAGCUUGGCUCCAUGAUAUCUGUCCCUGCAGCAGACUACGGCACAGGCGCUAAGGAGUCUGUAACCGACUAUACUACACCUUCCUCUUCUCUGCCUAACACUGUGGCUACUAAUAAUGCAAAGAUGGAGGAGACUUUGGUUACUAAUGUGCCCCUGCCCAACACCCUUCCCCUCCCUAAGAGGGAGACUGUACACCCGAGCUCCAGCCUCACUUCAGUUCCUCCCACUACUUUCAGCCUCACCUUCAAGAUGGAAUCUGCACGCAAGGCCUGGGAAAACUCACCAAAUGUGCGGGACAAAGGCUCUCCUGCCACGUCUGCUGUGCCGCACAGCGCCAGCGGGCCCAGCAGCAGCACCAGCGCGCCCAGCCCUAGCAGCUACAGCUCUUUCUCCAGUGCAUCGGUGCCCCCAAUUCCUGUGGCCUCCGUCACACCUACAGCAUGUCUCUCAGGCGCUGGUACCUACACUACCUCCUCUUUGAGUACAAAGUCCACAACCACAUCAGAUCCACCCAACAUCUGCAAGGUGAAGCCGCAGCAGUUGCAGACCAGCAGUCUGCCCUCAGCCAGCCACUUUGCGCCACUGGGCUGUGUGCCACCCCUUCUCCCACAACAGCAGCAGGCGGCCCAGGUCUAUGUGCCACAAUCAGCCGCAGCUCAGAUCCCGGCUUUCUACAUAGGUGACACAAGUCACUUAUUCAACACACAGCACGCCAGGCUGGGCCCACCAUCCCUGGCUCAGCAGCAGGGCUUCCAGCCAGGCCUUUCCCAGCCGGCGUCUGUGCAGCAGAUCCCCAUCCCUAUCUAUGCUCCAUUGCAAGGUCAGCAUCAGGCCCAACUGAGUUUGGGGGCCGGCCCUCCUGUUUCCCAGGCCCAAGAGCUGUUCAGUUCUUCGCUUCAGCCAUACAGGUCCCAGCCGGCCUUCAUGCAGAGCGGCCUAUCACAGCCGUCCGUGGUCCUUUCUGGCACUGCCAUUCAUAACUUCCCUGCUGUCCAGCAUCAGGAGUUAGCCAAGGCCCAGUCGGGUCUUGCCUUUCCACAGACAUCAAGCACACAGCCGAUUCCUAUUCUGUAUGAGCACCAGCUGGGUCAGGCGUCGGGUCUCGGAGGGUCACAGCUGAUCGAUACGCACCUUCUCCAGGCUAGAGCGAAUCUUACCCAGGCUUCGACACUUUAUUCCGGACAAGUCCAACAGCCUGGUCAGACCAAUUUCUACAACACUGCCCAGUCCCCGAGUGCUCUCCAGCAGGUAAACUAUGGCAUGGUCACGGUGCCUCUGCCAGCGUCCCAGCUUUCCUUGCCCAAUUUCGGAUCCACAGGGCAGCCCCUAAUUGCGCUGCCUCAGGCCAUGCAGCCCCCGUUGCAGCACACAGCCCCAGCCGCCCAACCUCAAAGCGUGAGCCGCCCUGCUCAAGUGAGCCAGCCAUAUCGGGGGCUGAUCCCCGCCGGGCCGCAGCACAGUAUAAUGGCAGCCCCAGGAAAGAUGUCCGACAUGGACCUAAAAGCCUUCGGGAGUGGCAUGGACAUGAAGCCAGGCACGCCUCCUGUCAGUGGCAGAAGCGCCGCCGCCGCCUCCAGUCCCUUUCGGGCUACUUCCACAAGUCCGAACAGCCAGUCCGGCAAAAUGAGCGGCCUUGUCUAUCAGAAGCAGUUCCAGUCAGCCCCUGCCACUGUGAGAAUGACCCCGCCAUUUCCUACACAGUUUGCACCCCAGAUUCUCUCUCAGCCUAACCUGGUCCCUCCAUUGGUAAGAGCCCCACAUACUAACACCUUCCCAGCACCUGUGCAGCGGCCACCAAUGGCCCUGGCCAGUCCGAUGCCUCCUCCGCUCACCACAGGCCUCAUGAGCCAUGCUCGUUUGCCACACGUAGCUGGGGGCCCUUGUGGAGCCCUGUCUGGAGUCAGAGGUAAUCAGGCCCAGGCUGCGCUGAAGGCUGAACAGGACAUGAAGGCCAAGCAGAGAGCAGAGGUUCUUCAGUCCACGCAGCGCUUCUUCUCCGAGCAGCAGCAGAGCAAACAGAUAGGUGGGAAAGGCCCCAAAGUGGACAGUGACACGAGCAAAGCCCCGGAAGCACUGGCCGAGCCCCCAGGAGUUUGUCAGGAGAAAGUGGAGGAAAAGCUACCCCCAGCGCCUGCCAUAGCUGCCAAGCCUGUUCGAACUGGACCAAUUAAACCUCAGGCCAUCAAAGCUGAGGAGACAAAAUUGUAGAGGGCCCAGGGAGAGGAGCAGUGGGAAGGGAAGGAGUGUGGACAACUCAGAGGCUCUGCUCAGAGGACAUGCUGUCACCUCUCUGUUCCCGGCCUCAGGUCCUCUGGUUCUCCGGCAGCACAUCACCUGCACCAGAUCUAGACCCAGGCUAUUAACGGAGAAAUAUGGCCCUGUAAGGGCAAGGGGAGCUGUUCCUGACACAGCAGCUUGUUCCUAUGACCCAUAAGGGGUCGCACACAAUCAAACUGCGUGGCCCCCUUCCCAAGGACGGGGAUUGCCCCUGAGCAACCUCCACUUGGGCCUGUGGUGUUGGACGCUGCCUGGACACCUUGGCCACCCCGGAACUGAUUGUUAGGUGCUGGGCAGGCUGGGCCUUGCUGCCUCCACUCGGUUAUCUUUGGACGAAUCCAGUGGCAGGUUUCUGUGUGUUUCUUUUUUUUUUUUUUUUUUUUUUUUUUGGUUCUUUUUCCUUUUUUGCUUUUGCCCUUUUUUUAAAAAAAAAACACACACGGUUCUCAGCUGACGUUCAUAUGGGCAUUGGGCACUGGCUGUGUCAACGAGCAGAAACCUUGUCUGUGAAGGCACCUUUCUUCACCACAGCCGCAGUGCUAGCCCGUGGUCCUCUGCCAGAUGCAUAGAAUCAAGUCUCCAAUAAUGCCUUGAAUUGUACCCUCUAGUAGUGUAGCCUUGGACCCCCUUUCUGUGUCACCCCUCUGUGAAUGUCAAGUCCCGUGGACCUGCUUUAUGACCUGACAGUGACAGUGCUUUAUUAAAGCUGUUUGUAAUGACGUUAUUCUAGAAUGUUUUCUUCCAGAUGAUGAUUGAGAAGCUAAUAAUUUUUUUUAAAUGGUGCCAGGUACCACAACAGUGACAGAACUUUGCUGUUUUCUGGGGGUUGUUUUUUUACCUUUAUUCCCUUUUUUUAAUGGGGUGUGCUGAUGUGUAUGAUUCGUUCAGAAGACUGCAGAAUCUGGAAACGCUGUUGCUGCUAUUGAUGCAUAACUUACUGCUAUUGGUCUUUUUAUAUAAAUAAAUAUAUAUACAUAUAUAUAUAUAAUUUGAAUUUUUUGGAAACUAGCUGUGCCGUCAACUUUGGAAAAAGUAUCCCAGUUGUACCGUGUUGGGUUGGCAUUGUACAGAGAUUAACAGCCAUAUUGGUCUAGAAACGUUGAGUAUCAUUUUUUUUCCAUUUGUACAGGGGUUAACGCACUGUAUUAAAUAUGUAAGGUCUUAUCUACGUGGGUUUGAUUACAGAAACUAAUAAAGUAUUCUCUAAAUAAUGCA